Messenger RNA from Hemicordylus capensis (graceful crag lizard), 1411 nucleotides. Its product is annotated as pepsin B-like. The coding region runs from base 47 to 1210 and encodes 387 amino acids. Gene Ontology annotation, molecular function: aspartic-type endopeptidase activity. The record is from RefSeq and is a predicted model, not a curated record. Lineage: Eukaryota; Metazoa; Chordata; Lepidosauria; Squamata; Cordylidae. Gene Ontology annotation, biological process: proteolysis. The transcript is spliced from 9 exons.
GUGGAUACUCUGCUAAGAGAUCACAUUGCUGAAGACACUGAUCACAAUGAAGUGGCUAAUCCUGGUACUGGUUUAUCUCCACCUGUCAGUGGGGCUGGAGAGAAUCAUUCUGAAGAAAGGGAAAUCCAUCCGGGAGAACAUGAAGGAGAAAGGAGUGCUGGAGGAAUUUCUGAAGAAGCACAAAGUUGACCCUGCAUUGAAAUACCACCUGAAUGAAUAUAAUGUUGCUUAUGAGCCGAUAACCAAUUACUUGAAUUCCUUCUACUUUGGAGAAAUCAGUAUUGGGACUCCACCACAGAGCUUCCUGGUUCUCAUGGACACUGGUUCUUCCAAUCUAUGGGUACCUUCUACCUAUUGUAAUACUGCGGCUUGUGGUAAACAUAAUAGGUUCAAUCCUAGUCAGUCCUCUACAUACACCAACAAUGGACAGACCUACACCUUAUCCUAUGGGAGUGGUAGCUUGACUGUCAUGCUAGGCUAUGAUAAUGUGCAGGUCCAGAAUAUUGUUGUUCGUAACCAAGAGUUUGGCCUGAGUGAAAGCGAGCCCUCAAAUCCUUUCUACUAUGCCAGUUUUGAUGGGAUUAUGGGGAUGGCUUAUCCUGCCAUGGCUGUAGGGGGUUACACCGUUAUGCAGCAGAUGCUGAGACAAGGGCAGCUUUCUGAGCCCAUCUUCAGCUUCUAUUUCUCCCGUCAACCAACCGUUCAGUAUGGAGGGGAGCUGAUCUUGGGAGGUGUGGACAAUCAGCUGUUCUCUGGGCAAAUUUCCUGGGCACCUGUUACCCGUGAAUUGUAUUGGCAGAUUGGUAUUGAGGAGUUUGCCAUUGGCAGUCAGGCUACUGGAUGGUGCAGCCAAGGCUGCCAGGCAAUUGUGGAUACUGGCACGUUUCUCCUUGCUGUCCCACAGCAGUACUUUGGAAAUUUCCUGCAGGCUGUGGGAGCUCAACAGUACAAUGGCGAGUAUGUGGUGAACUGCAACAAUGUCCAGAACAUGCCCACCAUCACCUUUGUCAUUAACGGAGCCCAGUUCCCACUGCCUCCCUCUGCCUACGUUGCAAGUAACAAUGGCUAUUGCACAGUUCAGAUUGAAGCCACAUACUUGCCUUCCCCAACUGGGCAGCCUCUAUGGAUCCUGGGUGACGUCUUCCUCAAGGAGUAUUAUUCAGUCUAUGAUAUGGCCAACAACAGGGUGGGCUUUGCACCAUCAGCCUAGACAGGGCUGUGAAGCUCAUUUCCUUUUCAGUCUAAUGCUGCUGUUCCCUUGGACUCUGAUAGAAUCAUUCUAAAUUAAGUUUGUUCAAAGCAAAUUCCAGAUUUCUUUAUUUUCUAUAGACUGUCUGCCCCAGCUUGUAUAUAAUCAAUUUUCUUGAGAUCCAUUGUGACAGAGAAAUAAAUUCUAGUAUGCCAAACUUUA